Messenger RNA from Morus notabilis, 1626 nucleotides. RefSeq names its product phosphatidylserine decarboxylase proenzyme 1, mitochondrial. The record is from RefSeq and is a predicted model, not a curated record. Gene Ontology annotation, cellular component: mitochondrion. Gene Ontology annotation, biological process: phosphatidylethanolamine biosynthetic process. Lineage: Eukaryota; Viridiplantae; Streptophyta; Magnoliopsida; Rosales; Moraceae. Gene Ontology annotation, molecular function: phosphatidylserine decarboxylase activity. Bases 69 to 1385 code for a protein of 438 amino acids. The transcript is spliced from 12 exons.
GAAAACCAUAACUGUUUGUUUGCAGCUACACGGAGUUUUUUUCACUUCAAUCUCCACCAGGCUCAACAAUGAAUUUUAGGGUUUCGCACAGAGUUCCCGUGCUCCCUUAUUGCGCGCGCGCCAAUUACCUCCAUAACCAGCGCCGCUCUUUCUCUUCGUUCAUCAAAAAGCUCCAAACAGCAACUCAAGCCCGAGCUUCUUUCAAUGGCGGAAGUGGCAGUUCUCGAGGUGAUUCUUUUCUGGUGCCUGGUGCAACAGUGGCCACCUUACUUAUGCUGGGCGUUCUUCAUGCUCGGCGAAUGUAUGAUGAUAAGAAGGUUGAAGAGGCUCGAGAGAGAGGGAUAGAAUCUGAGUUCCAACCUGAUUUCAAGGCUUCUGUUUUGAGAUUGCUACCUCUGCGCUCCAUAUCAAGAUGUUGGGGUUACUUGACUAGUGUGGAAAUGCCUGUCUGGCUGCGUCCAUAUGUUUAUAGAGCUUGGGCACGGGCGUUCCACUCAAAGUUAGAGGAAGCAGCUUUGCCUCUGAACAAAUAUGCUAAUUUACGAGAAUUCUUUGUUCGCGCCUUGAAAGAAGGUUGCAGACCUAUUGACCCUGAUCCACAAUGUCUGGUUAGUCCUGUUGAUGGUACAAUCUUAAGAUUUGGAGAGUUAAAAGGACCUGGGGUUAUGAUUGAGCAAGUCAAAGGGUUUUCUUAUUCUGUUGCUUCUCUCCUCGGUGCAAGCUCAUUCCUUCCUAUGGUAGCUGAAGGGGAUAUGGAUGAAGAUGGUGACGAAGCAGAAAACACUCCUAUGGAUAAGAGGAAGAAGUCAUGGUGGAGAAUUUCACUGUCUUCUCCAAAAGUCCGGGACUCUGUGUCAUCACGUCCCGUGAAAGGUCUUUUUUACUGUGUAAUUUAUUUAAAGCCGGGAGACUAUCAUCAUAUACACUCCCCAGUUGAUUGGAAAAUUUUUAUUCGCCGGCAUUUUUCAGGUAACUUAUAUCCUGUGAAUGAGCGUGCAACUAGAACUAUCAGAAAUCUUUAUAUUGAGAAUGAGAGGGUUGUGCUUGAAGGUCUAUGGCAAGAAGGGUUUAUGGCAAUCGCUGCAAUUGGCGCAAUCAAUAUUGGAUCAAUCGAGCUUCCAAUUGAGCCCGAAUUCCGGUCGAACUUGCCAAGGAAAAAGUUAUUACACCCAGAGACUGCUGAAGAACGGCUGUAUGAACCAGGAAUUGGUAUGACGCUGAGAAAAGGGGAUGAGAUAGCGGCUUUCAACAUGGGAUCAACAGUGGUGAUGGUCUUCCAGGCCCCUGUGAUAAUUGGAGAUUCUUCAUCAGAGUUCAAGUUCUCCAUCAAACGCGGAGAUAAAAUUCGCGUAGGUGAAGCCUUGGGCAGGUGGCGAGAACAGUAGCCACCAGCAUUGCACAUUGAUUUUAUUCAGUGUCUUAAGCACAAAAAAGGGGUCAUUAAGCCAUGUAAAUUAUCCCAGUAAAUUGCUGAGACAGUGAGUUUCACUUUAGAUCUUUGGUAUACCAUUACAAUAGUCAAAGAGGUGAUCGUUUUACAAAUUUGACAUUUUUUUUCCCCGAUAUUGAUGUUCAUGUUGCCGUGUUAAUAUGCAUGAAUAGAUUGCUCAUAAGAAUCCGUGUCUC